Daphnia pulicaria is the source of this 2345-nucleotide messenger RNA. Its product is annotated as glutamate receptor 2-like. NCBI's taxonomy places the organism in Eukaryota, Metazoa, Arthropoda, Branchiopoda, Diplostraca, Daphniidae. Bases 316 to 1962 code for a protein of 548 amino acids. Gene Ontology annotation, cellular component: membrane. The record is from RefSeq and is a predicted model, not a curated record. The transcript is spliced from 11 exons. Gene Ontology annotation, molecular function: ligand-gated monoatomic ion channel activity.
CUUGAUCUGCGCAAUAAUAAAUUCGGUCUGAAAUUGUCAUCUGGGAUUUCGGAUAUUUGAAUAGGCGCAGUCUAUCCUGUACACAGUGACCCUGUACAACACAAAUUAUGUUUGGUAUAAAGGUUUCCUUGACAACUACUGCUAAGGAAGAGCACUUGCCACCAAAAAGAAGUUCCUGACCAUUGAAAGGCAGUCCUGACUGUUAAAUUUCCUAUUAUCCAUAAAGAGAAAACCAUUGUCGUGGGCCUCGUGGCGUUUGAAUUGAAAGACUAUCCCUGGCAGUAUAUUGCGCGGUUAAAUUUCCUAUUAUCCAAAAUGAGAAAACCAUCAUUGUCGUGGCUUUUGUUUUUAAUAUCCGUAACUUCGGCCGAAUUGUCCUCUCUUAAUGGAAAACACCAAGUAAUUGGCUUGCAAUUAAUAGUUCACGAAUUUAAUCUUCGUUUGACGAGAAACGCUUCCGGUUACAUCGUCGAGAUCGGAAGUGUAGCAGCUGAUGCACUUGAUGCGCUAUCGAAACACUUGAAUUUCACGUACUCGAUUUUGCAGGUUUACGACACUCGAUUGGACAAACAAAGUGACGCUCAACCAGGACUGGCUUAUUACAUGGACAAGGGAAAAUGCGACUUGGUUAUUGGAAUGGUGGUGAUGACGCCUCGUCGAUUAGCCCUGAUGGAUUUUGCUGAAGGAGUCGCUUAUACACCUGUCGUUCUUCUUAUUCCAAUGCCGGAGUCAACAAACCAGGCCAUUGCUGUAGUAUUCAAACCAUUUCAGGCAACGGUUUGGAUCGGAUUGUUGAUAUCAAUGCCUAUUUUGGCCUUAACUAUCUAUUUCUUCAUUCGACCUGUGUCUUCGUUAACAUUGUCUAAAGAGGCGAUGGAUCGACCACGUAACGGAACGGCAAUUAAUAAAACUGGUCAUUUUCUUUUCCAGAUUUCCCAAAUCCUCUUAAACCAAGGUGUAUACUUUCCACGGAUGCAGAAUGCAGUUUAUUUUGUUUUGAGUUCCUGGUGUCUGUGUGCCUCGGUACUUGUUUGUGCCUACAACAGCCUUUUGGUUUCUUAUAUUCUGGGAUCAAAUACCGCCGAACCAAUUGUUGAUUCCCUCAGAGAGCUUGCCCAGAAUUCGAAAAUUAAUCUUGCCGUUGACAAGGGAUAUAGUGCGGAUGUUUACGUUUCGGAAGCAACACAUGGAGUGUACAAACUUCUGGGUGAUAAACUGCGUUCUGAUCCAAAAUCCCGUUGUGUCAAACGCCAAGAAUGCGUCGACCUCGUGAAAUCAGGAACUUACGCCUACUUACAUGGUCUUUAUGUCACACUGACUGCUAUGGAUGAAGAUUAUAAGGCCACAAGGAAAUGUUCUCUUGCCCUUGCCAGAAAAACCGAACCUGUUCCCGGAUCGUAUGCAUGGGCUCUGCCCAAAAAAAGUCCACACACCAAACUCUUCGUUAAAGGAUUCAUGGAGCUGCAUAGUGCCGGAUUGAUCGACCUAUGGGCGAAGAGGGAACUGAACAAGUACAAAGACGUUAAUAAGUGUCUCAAUGAGGCCCGUCAAAGACAACAGCGUAAAGUAUCGGGCAAUAGAACACAAAUCUCGUUGAAAAACAUAGCUGGUGCCUUUUACGUAUUGAUCGUCGGUUACUUAAUUUCUUUUGUCUUAUUCGUCUUUGAAAAUUGUUAUCGUAGACUCUCAAUGUUUCGAUUGAAGAUGUCCAAACUUAAUACUAAGCAGAAUAGGAACGCCAAUCAAAAUACGACGGAUAUAAAUGUUAACCGAGCAAUUUUCGAACACGGUCAAACAUUUGCGCAAUUGUUAAAUUUAGAAAAUGUUGACAAUGAAAACAUUAAAGAAAGCCCGUCGAGUUCAUCUAACGUUAUUGUAAUACCGCAGGCAGAAUUACUGUGUGUUACAAAAAAACUGUUGUCACCGAAUUUUUCAGUUGAAUGUGAGGAACUGAUGCUCUAAAAAUCUUAAAUGAAACUCUGGUGUCAGUGGUGUGUCUCACUGUGACAAAUCGAUUGAUUGACCAGGUUGUAUUGUUCCUUUCAUUCUUUUUUCACGGCUAUCCCCUUUAAAUCUCCUCUUCGUAAAUAGUAAUUGGUGAAUUAUUUAAGUACUGCAUGGUUUUUUGGUUAUGCUAUUCAGUGUUUCGUGUAGCGUUGAUAAUUCGCUUUUCUAUCCCAUUUACAGCAAGUCAAUCACAAAUGAUGGUUAAGAUGAAUUAAGGCUUUCCUCACUACCCUGUCUCUGUUUUUACUAGUUUUCUACUGUUCUUUUUAGUUACUACUAGCUUUCAGAAUUUUGAAUAUUAGUUUAAACGUUAAAAAUUAAAUGUUUCAACCAUUGCA